Pieris brassicae (large cabbage white) is the source of this 3290-nucleotide messenger RNA. RefSeq lists its product as uncharacterized. NCBI's taxonomy places the organism in Eukaryota, Metazoa, Arthropoda, Insecta, Lepidoptera, Pieridae. The transcript has 8 exons. The record is from RefSeq and is a predicted model, not a curated record. The coding region runs from base 411 to 1427 and encodes 338 amino acids.
GUUUUUACGACCAAAUAUGAGUAAUCCCUUCGACGUCGUUAUAACAGAUUUUGACGUAGUUAUUGAUAUUUCUGUCUUUCAAAUCUUCGUGGCACGGAUAGAGACAGAAUAUAUCAAGCAAGUUGAAACUUGUCGGCUUGAUAAACAGGUUGUAUGUUUUUUUUAUUAUGUCGGAAACACUGUGUCCGAGCGGUUCGCAUUCAGUGAUCAGUAUGCACGUGCGUCUUGAUUAAAGUGCAAGUUUAUUGUCAUUUGACUCAAACAAAUGUGCCGUGUUGUGAUAAGUGAAUCAUUUGUUUGGUUUCUACCUCUCUUCUAUUAUUUUAUGGUAGAUUAGAUUGACAAAGUAUCAGUGUUAAACAAUUUAUGAGUAGACUAAACAGUAUACCGUGUUUAGUGGUUAAUACAAAAUGAUUAUACGGGCCUUGCUAGCCUGUGUGGCUAGUGGUGUUUUAUAUGAAGCAACUGCGCAACCAGUCGAGUGUUUCAAAGAGUGUGACACUGGAUAUUUCUGUGUGGAAGGAACGUACGUGUGUAAAAAAUGCAUCGACUGCACGGAGCUGAAACGCGAAACACCGCCAGGGGCACCGUCGUGCAUCCAUACUGUGGCGGAUUGUGGAUCUUGCCUCAAAGGGUUGGUGCCUGACUUAGGGACAGGCAUUGGUUGUGUCUCAUCAGACUCCCGACCCGACGAGGGCUUGUCGGCCUACGUGUGGGCUGCAGUGGGUGUGGCUCUCGUGAUUUUAUUAAUAUUUGUGGGAAUUAUUGUGGUGUACGUCCUGCGAAACACCUAUACAUUUAAGAUAUUAGCAUCAACGCGGACGUCCGUGCAGUCUCCAUGCAACAGGAACGGCGCCCCGGCCACCGCCCCAGAGGCACCUCCGCCGCCAUACAAUGCUCUCUAUUCACCAGUUAGGCCCUCCUCACCACCUCCGGAUAGUACUCAUAAUGAGUCAUGGAGCUAUGUGAAGCGCGCAGGUAGUGUCCGUUUGGGCACGGAGGGACGCGAAUCUGCCGGAAGUCAGGCAGCUCGCGUCUUCAACAACCCAAGUUAUGUUAGAGGUGCACAACUUAAUGACUUGCCCAGUUAUGACGUAACGAGUGAUGAUGAGAGGGUCCCGAUCCCUUAUGAUGAGGAUACAAUGGAGAGCACUUGGACACCCACACCGCAAGAUAAUACGUCUAGCGGAAUAUCAAACGUUGCGGGUGGAGAGUUGUCGAGUCUGUUGUCUGCCGCGAGACACAACAAUCUAGUGCGCACACCACACGCUGUCACCCAAUAUUGCGCUGCACAGGACUCGAACAACAACCGCGGUACAGGAGACGCCAUGGGUGGCGAGGGUCCCUCCAGCAGCGGACCUUCCUUCAUCAUCAACGUCGUUCAGAGCAUCAACGCGGUGCAACAGCAGAACGACGUCAAGUUAUAGUUAUUUAAUUUAGACUUUCGUUUCUCUUUUUCAAACCUCUGAUGAAAUGUUGAUAAUUUGCUCAAUACUAAAUAAAAUCCCUCCUUGGCAAGUUGGUUAAAUUAAAAGGAUUACGAAUAUUAAAUGUUUAUAAAUGUCACCGUUGGUCGUAUGGGUUUGUUUUUCUGGGAUUUAUAAUUUUCGGGUUGGAGGGAAGGCCUACCGGCACCAAAAAAAAAACUUGUCUAUGAUUAUAAUAAAUGAAUUUUUAUCAGGGGUCUGAAAUAUAUUUGUCUAUUUUCUACGUACGCUCAACGAUGGUACCAUUACUGUCAAUUAUUUUGUUGUAUUGUAAAUUAUACCUUAAUUCAAAGAUAUGUUACAAUUCACGAAAUGCAAAGUUCAAAUCUGUUUAAAAGAUGCAUUUAUUUGAGAUUUUUCGCAUUUACUUCUCGAUUACUGCCAAGUUUGAUGUUUUGCAGGAAAAAAAAAUAAAAAAAAAUAUAAUGAAUAAUUUAGUUUUAAAAUAGUAUAUACCCUAAUUAUACAGUUGCCAUUUUUAAAUUUUCAUUUUAUUCUCAGUGUCGCCAGUGUCGAAAAAAUUAGUGUUAAAUUUUUUCACUUACGUAUAAAUAAGAAUUUGGGUGUAUACUAAUAACUUAUUUAGCAUGUGAUUUUAUUUGUUAUAAUUAUUGUUAAUUUCGCAUCGUUACUUAAGGUAAAAUAGGCUACUCUUAUAGAAGAGUAGAAAUUAAAUAGCUAAGCUAGAACAAUUUCUGGAAAUGUUAUGUUUAAGCAAAAUUCGAUUCGAUUAAAUUUUAUAAGUCUGUUGAUUUUUAAAAUUGGUGAAUUAUUUUGAUAUUUUAGUCCCGUAGAUCUAGUUUGACAAAGUAUUUAAUGCUAACUUAAAUAAAUGUCAAUGUCAAAACUCUUUGCCUUCCGCGCUUAUUACAAAUAUUUGCCGAAGAAGUUAGUGUUUAAUACUUUGGACUGAAGGAGUGUCUACAAUAGCUACGAUUCCAAGACAAAUUGGUAUUUUAUUAUUUUGGUAGAAAUUACUUUGGUAGAACUUAUUUUGGUAGAUCCCGGGCUUUCUGCAUAAUAGAUUAUAUAUUAGUUUUAUUGCUCAAGUCUGCGCUCAAGUGUGCGUGAUUUUACCAUUUUAGGAUUGGUGAGAGUGGAUCUGAGUUAGAUCUCAUUAAAUAAUGUCUUCCUAAUUAAGAUUAACAGGUGCAAAUAUUAAAAUCGUUCUUCCAUUUAAAAUUGUAUGAAUUAAAGCGCUAAGUUUACUAUUACGUAAUUUGUUCAAGGUUAGAAGGCUUCUGUGUACGGGCAAGCUUUUAUAUUUAUGUAAAGUUUUCCACGUUUACCCUUACAGGGAAUAUCCUCAACUUAUUUAGGAAGUUCUAUAUUAUCGAUGUUCAUAAUGCUUCUGGGUAUUGCCAAGUCUUUUUUAAACAAAUAAGUUUUCCAUUUUUAUGUACUGUCUUGUUUACACUUGAGUUACUUAGUGUAAACAUAACAAAAAGUAGUAUAUUUUUAGACAAAAAAAGACUUGGCAGUACCUAGGAACAUUAUGUACAUCGAUAAUGUAGAACUUCCCAAAUGAGUUGAGGAAAUUCUCUGUAAGGCUUUAAUGUCUCGUGGAAAACAACGAUACGAAAACGAACGAUAAGAAAUUCUCAUUUUUAACAUAAUUAAUGAAAAUCAAGUGCCUUAACCCGAUGAACUGGCUGUGAUGCACUUAUUAUGAAGCAUUUUUAUUGUUAUUUUUUUUUAUGUAAAAAUUUUCCUUAUAGUAAAUAAAGUUGACCAAUGCCUCUAGUCAGGUCAAAUUGUGUAAAAUUCGAGGAAUGUUUUUACUUAAUAAAGGAUUUUUUUAUU